UUUUUUUUCGUUUUUCGUGGCACCAAUUUUAUACGCGUUGAUACUUGAAGCUCGUGCGUGUUGCGUAUGUUUGUUUGUAAAAUGAUUUUCCAAUUGAUUACAAACAAAUAGAGUGUGUUUCUUUUAAAGGUGAUAAGUGUGUGGCCAGCCAACGAUUCGAUUAGUUUCUAACGAACCUAAUUUCCAUCAAUCGGACUUUUAGCGGUAAUCGAUAACGGCUAUGCAGAACGUGAGAAAGGUUUCGAUCCCGAAGGCCCCGGCCGUCCGGAGGCGGAUGUCCCGCCAUGGUUCGGUCCUGAUUGAGACAGCCCCGCGGCAGAUUCCCUGGGACCUGGUGGACCGGCUGCUGCUGCCAAUCAUCGGCUGUCACGCGGCCUCCGUUGUCGUUUCCGGGCUGCUGAACUUUACCGGAAUUUCCCAGGUGUCAGCCUUCGCUCUGUUCUUCUUCCUGUCGAUACUGACCGUCAGCACGGCCAUCGGAUUUCACAGCUUGAAGGUUUCUCCAAUCGGAAAAGGUGUGCUGAUUACUGGCUGCGAAUCCCCGUUGGCGCGUUUCCUGGCGAAAAAGCUGGACGAUCUUGGCUUUACCGUGUUUGCUGCCUUCAAGAAUCUUGAGGAAAGCGACGACGCCGCCCCCUUGAAGGCCUCAUCAUCGGGCCGUUUGAAUGCCAUCCAGCUGGACGUGACGUCCGAGGUUCAGAUGCUGGAAGCGUCUCUCUACAUUACCGAGAAUCUGCCGGAGGAUGGCGAUGGAUUGUGGGCCCUGGUACAUUGCGACAUGUGGUGUGCCCUCGGCGAGCUGGAGUGGAUUCCGUUUCCGGUGAUGCGGAAAUCAUUCGACGUCAAUGUGCUCGGAGCCGCACGUCUCACCCAAAUCAUGCUUCCGUUGAUAAGACGAGCCAACGGCCGGGUGGUGUUCCUAUCUUCGGCCCUCGCCCACAUCCCUUCCCCAGUUCGGAGCGUCCAGUGUGCGACUCAAGCGGCCAUCGAGGGCCUGGCCAACUGUCUCCGGCAUGAGCUGAAAGCACGUGGCGUUGACGUUACGAUGAUCUGUGCCAGCGAAUUUGCCUCCGGUAGUGCCUGGCUCGAUGAUGCGGCCAUGUUGAACCAGGCCCGGGCCAUGUGGGAACUUCUGAGCGACGAGCAGAAAUCCACCUACGGAGAAGAUUACUUCGAACAAGCUAUUCGGUCCCUGGAAAAGUACACGAACAUGAAUGGUGAUUUCCACUCGACCGUGCGUGCCUUGACCGAUUCGAUUAUCCGCAGUUUCCCGUUGUUCCGUUACACGCCGUUAUCGCGUUACGAAAAGCUCCAAACCAUAAUCGCGAGCCACUUUCCGAGAGCUUUCUAUGAGCUUUUGUACCAAAAUUGAAUGAGCCCUUUAAGCAACCACUAGUCAGGUUUUCGGAAGGUUUUCAAAGUAUUUAGUUUGUACUAAUUUCUGUAGUCAUAAUUUUAACAGAGUUUUUCAAUAUGAAAUUAUUUAAAAAAAAAAAUCAUGAACCGAUAUUUAUUCACUUAGAAUGUACUAGUCUUCAAUAAUGUUAGUAUCUAAAGUAAACUAAUCACAACCGUAUUAAGAAAUGAAAUAGCAUAAUCAUUAAACGCUUAGCCAUGAAACUAAAAUGUAUUGUAGGAACUAGCAAACUCAA
Uranotaenia lowii is the source of this 1652-nucleotide messenger RNA. RefSeq names its product D-beta-hydroxybutyrate dehydrogenase, mitochondrial. The record is from RefSeq and is a predicted model, not a curated record. The coding region runs from base 221 to 1372 and encodes 383 amino acids. The transcript has 7 exons. Lineage: Eukaryota; Metazoa; Arthropoda; Insecta; Diptera; Culicidae.